This is a messenger RNA of Penicillium antarcticum, 1455 nucleotides long. Its product is annotated as DUF563 domain protein. Gene Ontology annotation, molecular function: protein N-acetylglucosaminyltransferase activity. Gene Ontology annotation, cellular component: endoplasmic reticulum lumen. The coding region runs from base 1 to 1455 and encodes 484 amino acids. Lineage: Eukaryota; Fungi; Ascomycota; Eurotiomycetes; Eurotiales; Aspergillaceae. The transcript has a single exon. The record is from RefSeq and is a predicted model, not a curated record.
AUGCUCGCGAUAGCCCUCAGUAGCGGCCGUGAACGGCGCCGCUUAGCGUUACUUGGAUCAUUUGUGCUAGUAACAAUACUCUUGCUCGGGUACGAAUCUUGGCUACCAAUCUCAACUUGCGAAUUUCGUCAGACAGCCACAGUCCUCACUGCUGCCAAAGAAAAGCAAUCCCUGAGUCUUCCUGCCGAAUACACCACCCUUCCUGCAGAAUCAGCAUUCUGUGCAGAGAGGUUUGGAACCACAUUCCUCAACAAUCUUCGUGAUUCGGCGACACAAUACUGCAACCAGUCGUCGGCUCUCACAUGCUUUCAUACUUGGACUGUGGGCGAUCGAUGGGAUUCUUUCUGCUUCGGAAAGGGGGUCAAUUUUAACCACGACGGAGGUAAAUUCCACCUACAGUGCGAUCUGGCCCAAAAAACAGACUCGGACUUGGAGCAAACAGUGUUUGAGAACGCUCCCAGGUUUCCAAGAUUCGAUAAACUUCAGAAAUACUGGUAUGAUACUGGGCCACCAUUAGUAUUAGAUGGCUGGGUCCAAAUGGAUCCUGAAAUCCAAUCAUCCCUGGAAAAGACUGAGAACUACACCAUAUUGGUCAAACGAGAAGGCGCCACCAACCAUUGGCACUCAUUGAUGGAGAUAUAUUCCAUGACAUUGAGUAUGGACGUUUUACAAAUCACACCUCAAUCGACAGAGUCUACUCCCUUCUACAUCGCUGAACGUGACAUACCAAACACACAAGUCGUCAUCCUUGAUGACCACCCAGACGGACCAUAUUUUGAUAUGUGGUCGCUCUUUACAAAGAAGCCAGUUCUCCGUUUCAAAGAUUUGACGGGGAACACAAGAUUUGAAAAUCUCAUUGUGCCACUUGCCGGUGCAGGAAAUACGCUAUGGCAAGGUGACUGGAAGAUUAACUCUUGCGAAAAGUCAAAAAUCCUAGACACAUUUGUCAAUCGGGCUUUGACUUUGUACGGGUUGAAUGAUACCAAGCCGCGACAGAGUGAGAAAAUUACUUUGACGUUCAUCUAUCGAGUUUCCGGGCGAAAGCUCGCCAAUCAUACUGAAUAUCUAGAGCAGCUGCAACAAAAGUUUCCUUUGGUGAAUGUUCGAUCGAUCGACUUCGCCGCAAUCUCCUACAAAGAUCAACUGAAGAUCAUUCAAGAAACUGAUAUACUGGCGGGUGUCCAUGGAGCAGGCCUCACACAUGGUAUCUUCUUGUCUCCUGGAUCUGCGAUGGUGGAGAUCCUGCCACCUGGGCUAAAUCACAAGGGCUUUCGUAAUGUUGCUUCGCUUAGGGGCCAUGAUUAUUUCAGCGCACAUGCGGAAAGUCCCAAUUCAGCCCACGGCGGUGACUGGCACUCCGAAGAUGUCUACCUGGAUAUUGAGCGGUUUAUUGAUGUGAUGAAUGUAGCCAUUAAGGCAAUGUAUAACAAGGGCAUGCGAAGUUAUGAUGUUUGA